GCGAGCCAGCUGUCGUCCUCUCAGCGCUGGCUCUUUCCUCCCUCUCGCUGACUCCCGUGUUCUCCACUGGCCUCAUCACCACAUGGGACUCCAGACCUGGCCACCAAUCGAACCACAACUUUUCCCUAUGGCGUGCCUUGACGUGGAGACCCCUUCCAUCUGCAGGGGUAAAUUCAAAUCAGUCCUGCAGCUCUGUCUGCAGCAGAGGAGAACUCGGGAGCAACUUGUGGACCAAGGCAUCAUGCCGCCCCUAAAAGCACCUGCUGCCUUUCAUGAGCAGAUUCGCAGCCUGGAGAGAGCCAGGACUGGGACCUUCCUGAAGCACAAACUCUGCAGCCGACCCGGGCGUUCUGAGCUGGUCCGUAUGCACAUCCUACAAGAGACACAUGCAGAGCCCUCCCUGCAGGCCACACAAAUGAAGCUGAAGAGGGCCAGACUGACUGAUGAUCUCAAUGAGAAGAUCGCCCAGAGGCCCGGACCCAUGGAGCUGGUGGAGAAGAACAUCCUGCCUGUGGACCCCGGUGUUGAGGAGGUUAAUAAUGCUGGUAGCAAGGUGGAUUGUGCGAAGACACCUGACAGUUCAGACGUGUACAACUUUGAUGAGGACAGCAGCGAUGCCUUUUCACCGCAACAUCCUGCAAGCCAACACUCUCCCAGCUCCACAUCGGCCUCGCCGCCGGAGUCUGAAGAGGCCACUCUUACGUUAAAAACUCCCAUACAGCACUCCCCACCACCCAGCUCACAGUCUGCAUCAGAUUUAAACAACCCUAUGCCCACCGGUGAGCAACAAAGCAACCUACAAUCAACUCAACCUCAACCUGUCACCACUGCCGUCACCUGUGUUACACCGGGGCCAGUUCUUGUGAAGCAAAGCUUGGCUAAGCCUCCUGCUGAAAAAAGCCGCAGCAAAAAGAGCAAAGAGCCCAAACCACGAGUGAAGAAGUUGAAGUACCAUCAGUAUAUUCCCCCGGACCAGAAACAAGAGCUUAAUGAAGUGCCAAUGGACUCUGCUUACGCCCGCCUCCUGCAGCAACAGCAGCAGUUCUUGCAGCUCCAGAUCCUAAACCAGCAGAAGCAGCAGCAGCAGCAGCAGUACAAUUACCAGGCCUCCAAGCUCAACAGACCAACAACUGAGGUACAAACCAGCUGUUCUAACAUUGCUUUUAGUGGAAAUGCUGCGUCUGCCCCUUUGCAGCUCCACCACAUGAACCGCAAGCCGGAUCACUUACCAGCUAAUCUGGAUGAGAUGAAGGUAGCUGAGCUGAAAAUGGAAUUAAAACUCAGAUCUUUGCCUGUUUCUGGGACCAAGACCGAGCUGAUCGAGAGGCUAAAGCUGUAUCAGGAGAACUCUAGCACCCAGACUGCUGCUCCCAUCGAUGCAGCAAUCUCACAGUCAGAAACUCCUAAAUUAACCCCGCCCGUGUCCCCUAUUGCUUCUAAAGUGUCUAAUCUGGGCAUAGAAGAUAAUAGUAUGGCAGACAGUCCAACAAAACUGCUUUCAGAUGCUCCAGCCCUUCAUGCUCCCUGCAUGAGCUCCCCACAGAGUGCACCACAUGAGGAGUGUCCCAUGGAGACAAAAUCCCACGAGCAGGACUCUGAAAAGGACAAACGGCUGCAUGAAAAGGAGCGUCAGAUUAAGGAACUAAUGAGGAAGCUGGAGCAGGAGCAGAGACUGGUGGAGGAACUGAAGAUGCAAUUGGAGGUGGAGAAAAGGAGUCAACAGGGAGACUCUCCAUCUCAGCUCAGUCCUCUGCUUCCCGUCCAGGUCAAAGAGGAACGCAGGACUCCGUCAAACUGCACAGCAUCCUGCAGCUCUCCUGGUCUGCCAGUACUGGUCAAACAGGAAGAGCCUGCAGAUCAGAGCCACGUAACCAGUCCGAAUCAAUUCAUCCUCGGUCACCAGACCAUCACACAGCCUGAAUCCCUGCCUGCGCAGGCCGGAGCUCAGAUCCUACUGCCCGCAUCCCUUCCUGCCUCAGCAGCCACUAUCCAGCUCCCCACCAAAGGCAUUGCAUUACACACAGGCCUUAUCCAGGCUUCUGGAUCGGUGCCACAGAAAACAGAGGCCUCAGCAGCAAUACAUCAGCAAUGCAGCACUCAAACCCAGCCACUGGCAAAGACGUGGAGGAUUAAUACCGCGGCACAGAACUUUCUCAAUACAUUCCCAGUGAGUGGAUGCACUGCAGGAGCUUCUUCAGGCCAGGCCCUUCCCAAAGGACCUACAAAUAAGCCUCCCUGUUCCAGCCAGUCUCCAAACAGUUUGAUCUUGCAGCAUCCAAAAUUCACGAACCAUGUGUCAAAGUGUAAAGACCCACCGCGCUAUGAGGAUGCCGUUAAACAGAAACGCAGCAUGCUAACAGCUGUUCAGGGUCCCACUGUGGCCAGCCAGGAGAUGGAUGACCUGUUUGACGUGUUGCUGGAGAGCGGUGAGAUCUCCCCCUACAUUUCACAGGAUCCUCCCAACCUGGAUAAGCUUCUUGUGGUGACAGCUAGUGUAACCACCCUUCCCAUCAACACAGCUUUAUCUCGCCCUCCACCCUUAGUCCAGGUAGCAAAGCCGCCUGCGUGCCUGACCUCCGACUCCCGGCUGGAAACCCUCCUGGAGGGCGCACUGCUCCCUGACACAGAACCACAAAAACUGAAGCUGAUGGAGGACUUACAUGCACCCGGGGACACCAUGGAAGUGGAUUUUAAUGACAACAUGUCCACCUCUGCUCUCAACAUGGACAACAUGGAUUGGCUGGAUCUCACUCUGUCUGUGCCAGCAGAGGAGGGUCACUCUUUGGAUGUGUCAGUGCCAGUAGGCGUCUUCUCGUCUGACUUCCUGGACUCUAGUGAACUGCACUUGAACUGGGACUGAGUGCUGUCAAGGCGAUCGUUUUUCAUUGUGAGAGAAGACUGCUUUUGUUUCCAUGAGACAAUAAGAGCUGUUUGGAUGCUUCAGCAACUCCGUUCUGCUUUUCGGACAGAUAAAUCAGCUCUGUAAUAAUCUCAUCGUGCAACAUCACUUUAGAAGUUGCUGAACUGCUUCCUUUGAGGUCUCUAAAUCCUCUGGUUGUAUCGGGAGACAGAUAAAGUUAGAGUGGUACUGGCAGUUUGAGCUGAAAGUGCAAGUAAGCUUUUAAGAUUUCCAUCUCAAGACACGCCGCUGAUUUGUUAUCAGUCUCAUUUAAUGUUAUUGAUUCCUCUUAGUCCUCUGAUCUCAGUGAAUGUAGAGCUUUACAGUCAGCGUGGUGUGAGCAGAAAGAGCAGGAAAAUGUCCCAAAUCCUGGCCGCAGUGCUAACGGCCAAACAGCGAAUGUAGCUGAGGGCUGCUGUGUAGUUUACUCCACCCUGUCUUGGAAUGAUUAUCACUAUCAAAACAGAUUGUAAACACACAACCGCUGCACGAUCCUUGUGUGUAUGUGAAUUGUGAAGUAUAAAUCAGAUGUUUCAUUUGAGCUGGGAGUGUGAAUAUGAUGAAAUUAGAAAAAGGGCCACAACAAGCAGCCCAGCUGCUCUGACUAAAACAGGGCCCGUAUUUAUUACCAAAAAAAAAACAAAAAAAAAACAUGUUUUCCUCUCUUGCACUUUGCAAAACAGAUCAAAGAGUGAAGACAAGUCUGUUAUGUAUCUCACCGUGCAUCUGUACACACUGUCAAACAUACGCGAGACAAAUGCGAGCUUAAAAAAAGGGAGCGAGACAGAGAAAGAGAGAGCCAGACUCUUCACUUACAGCGAUGGACUGAUUCCUAAAGGCUGAAGAUGUUUGAAUAAUUUAUUUUCAUUUUUCAGUAAAUAGACAUCUGCGCAGCAUACAAACACCACCAGAGAAAAAUAACAGAAGUAUGAUCCAGCGCUCGUUUUUGUUUCAGCAUCAUUUCAAACUCAAAUAACCAUCAGAUGUUACAAGUCAGGUUGUAGUUCAGUGACAUCUACUGGCCACAUCUGAUUUGAAUCAGCUUCAUACAAACAAAUGGAAGACGUGCUAUGCUUUUGGUUUCUGUUGUUAAUAGUGACACAGACCAUUAUAUCUUGGCAGUACAGUAUGUGUGUAAUAACUGUGUCAUAUUGUUAAAUUAUUGAAGACUUACUGGCAGUUUCUAAGCCACCCAAAUAUGGAAGGAGCUGUUAUGAAAAUGAUGCAAGUUUCUAUUAUUUUUUUUAGUUCUUUUCCCCAUCUCCUCCUUUGUGCCUCAUUUGACCACCCAAGUGUCUCUCCUUAAAAAGGGGUUAUGUGCUGGAAUGACAAAUGUUUAGUCUUUACUACACUAGCAUAACUCGGCAUACAAAAACCUUGCAUUUGUAUGAUUUACACAUGAUGUAUUUAUGUUGGCUUUUUAUACAAAUAUUAACAGUCGUUUUGUAAAUACAGAGAUUCUUUGGGAUUUGAGUGUCUGGCUAUGAGCUUCAGCACUUGCCCUUUACUGCUUGCCAUUAAAAAUUU
This is a messenger RNA of Pelmatolapia mariae (spotted tilapia), 4426 nucleotides long. It is a transcript of the gene mrtfbb, whose product is annotated as myocardin related transcription factor Bb. Gene Ontology annotation, molecular function: transcription coactivator activity. Gene Ontology annotation, biological process: smooth muscle cell differentiation; positive regulation of transcription by RNA polymerase II. Lineage: Eukaryota; Metazoa; Chordata; Actinopteri; Cichliformes; Cichlidae. Gene Ontology annotation, cellular component: nucleus. The transcript has 14 exons. The record is from RefSeq and is a predicted model, not a curated record. Bases 83 to 2860 code for a protein of 925 amino acids.